Molecule: messenger RNA, 806 nt
Organism: Macrosteles quadrilineatus (aster leafhopper)
Lineage: Eukaryota; Metazoa; Arthropoda; Insecta; Hemiptera; Cicadellidae
Exons: 3
Coding region: 11-694 (227 amino acids)
Source: RefSeq, a predicted model, not a curated record
GGUAGCAGAGAUGGCAGCAGCAUCAGCAGCAUUGUGUUCUGUGGUGGUGGUGGUGAUGUUGGUGACCACAGUGGCUGCCAGUGACGUAAUGAGUGACGUCAUCAAGUGUGGUGGUGACCAGGACCCGUCCUCGUGUCUCAAGAAGACGGCUCUCAGACUGCUGGACACGGCAUUGGCCGCGGACUCUCUGAGACUCACUGAUGACGUCACUGUGGACCGUCGACCUGACGUCACUGUACCUCGUCACUUUGGUCCUCAGAACGUCACCUCUCUGGACGGCGUGCUCCUGGACAGAGUGUACGAGCUCAUCACUACCAGGACUGUCCACGUACACGACCAGCCCGAGGAGGCCGAAGGCCGGAGGAAGGGAUACAAGAAGAAGGGCGGUGGCAUCUACUUAGCCAUGUUCGGUGCUAUGGGAGUGAUGCUGCUGAAGCUGGCCUUGGCCACUCUGGCGCUGCUGUCUGGCAAGGCUCUGCUGAUAGCCAAGGUGGCGCUGCUGCUGUCAGCCAUCUUCGGCCUCAAGAACUUGCUGGCACAUCAGCCGCAGGAGAAACAUGCUGCCAAGGUGAUCUACGCAGAGCCCGAGGUGCACGGUGAUUGGUCCAGGAGUGGUCCAAUAGCACCAGACUCCGCCAGCCAGGACCUAGUAUACAGAGGGCAGAGGGCCAUGCAGUCCAGGCGAGGCCAGUAACAUACCUACCUCAAUCCAUCCUCCCCACGCACCUACUCGUCAUUUGUUAUUUAGUUUGAAUCCAAAUUUGUUAAUUUUGUAUUUAUUUAUUUAUUUAUUUAUGUAAUUAAUU